CAUCGCCCCGGCCGCCGCUGCCCGUAUCCCGCCGUCGUCGCUGCCGGCUCCACAGGAUCUCAUUAAUAGAGACCAAUUGGAAACUCCAUUCUCUUUUCAUGUUUUGGAGAGAUCUUGUUGGAGGUCUGUUUUAUAAUAUUUGCUUCUAUCACAUUGGGUGACAAAGUCUGCUGUUUUGAACCGUCUGUGCAUGGAAAAUGAAGAUGAUGAUGAUGUUUCUUUUGCCAAAUGGAUGAGCAGCUUCUGGGGCCACAGCUGGAUUGAUGAAAAUGAGAGAGAAUUAAGAAACCACAGGGAACGCCGAGCCCAGGAUAUCAAAAGAACCUCCCUGCCUUGUCCAACACAGUUUGCUGCCCUCCACAUGUCCACCAUUCAUGGACCCUCCACAGUUGUUCCAGUUUCUGGCCACCCCAGAAGGCAUUCUCAUGAAGAACAUGAAUUUGGAGGCGAUCGUCACAUGAGGGCAGGCAAAAUGUGCUCCCAGAGCAGUUCAUUGCAGGGGCAAAUGAAACCCAAAGGUAGAUCACAUUCCAUCCAGGAAUUUUCAGAAUACUUUGAGCAGCAGCUCUGCAUUAGAACCAAAAGACCAGUCUCUUUGGAACCUGAGGACAGAAAGGAGAGAAAAGAUAGAGAGAGCCUGAGAAGCAGGACAAGAGCCCAUCAGGAAGCAGGGGAAAGGAGGAGAUCAAAGGAAAAGGAACAGGAAGAAGCCAACAUAGCGGCCCUGACCAAAAAGAUCUAAGAGUAGUUCCUUGUUUUCACAUGACAACUGUAUGUAAAGAGAAGGAAGAGUACCAAUGUAAUUUUAAUAGAGUAAAUUAAUUCUUGAAAAUAGAAAUAAAGAUAUUUGAAGAACCACCAACACCAUCUCCAUCCCAUUCCCCACUCUCACUUCCUCUAAUCAAUCCUAAAUAAAAAC
This is a messenger RNA of Phascolarctos cinereus (koala), 919 nucleotides long. The record is from RefSeq and is a predicted model, not a curated record. NCBI's taxonomy places the organism in Eukaryota, Metazoa, Chordata, Mammalia, Diprotodontia, Phascolarctidae.